Molecule: messenger RNA, 317 nt
Organism: Protopolystoma xenopodis
Lineage: Eukaryota; Metazoa; Platyhelminthes; Monogenea; Polystomatidea; Polystomatidae
Source: the annotation of a GenBank genome assembly
AUCCAGACAGGCCGCCUCACUCAGGGCGCAGUCGCAUCUGUCGCCUGUAUAGCCGAGAAGGCAUUUACACGAACCAUCGCACUGACAAACUCCGCGCUCAGGGCCUCCACAGACCUGGUUGUCAUCGGAGGACCGUCUACAGGCGGCCCGGUCGCAUUCGCAAAAAUUGCCGUCGUAGCGGCCAAGAUCACACUUGCAAAUCCCGCAGAUACAGCGGCCCCGAGAGCUGCAGACCUUUCGAACGGGGUGAGCGAAUCACAGAAUUCCAAAUAAAGAUGGGACGGGGGAAAAAUGGAGAGAAGUUGGAGAAAAAGUAG